Aureobasidium subglaciale EXF-2481 is the source of this 822-nucleotide messenger RNA. RefSeq lists its product as uncharacterized. Lineage: Eukaryota; Fungi; Ascomycota; Dothideomycetes; Dothideales; Saccotheciaceae. The transcript is spliced from 2 exons. Bases 299 to 553 code for a protein of 84 amino acids. The record is from RefSeq and is a predicted model, not a curated record.
CAACGAUCAGCUCGGGAGAACGACAUCUCACGCAAGAGAUCGAUCAGAGAGGCUCAACAAUCGCAGAUCUGCAAAUCAUCACGAUCAGAAAGGUGGAGUUCGCUCUACAAAAAUAUACACCACUAUUUUCUCAGAUCGCUUUGCGUCAUAACAACGUGAUGACAUCAGUCUACUGCUGUCUCGAAACUCACAUAUAUGUACCUUUACUCUAAGCACAUUUCCCUUCGCAUCUAAUCCCAUUCCACUUUCUACAUCUCAAAAACCCCAACUCACCUCCUUAAAUCAACCACACAUCACAAUGCCUCACUCCAAGACUCCCGGCGGUUCUGGCAUGUCCGAGAAGGAGGCCAAGAAGCAGGCUCAGACCCACGGUUCCGGUGCCCCCAACGCCCCCGGCCACACCGAGCUGAAGGCUCCCGGUGAGGCCCCCGUUGCCUCGGACUCUGGUGUCACCAACGUCGGUAUCGACAACGGCUCCAACCAGCCCGGAGAGAAGGGCAUCAAGGGUGUCCCCGUCUCCACCGAGACCACCACCAACGCCAACAUGAAGUAAACUGCUUCUUCGCAUAUUCAGUCUGCAUUGAGAGAAGGAACAAGCACUACAAGGAAUCCUGGAAAUGGAUGACUUGGUGAAGUCAAGGGCUGGACCCUUUCUGUACAAGAUAUGUUUACGAGGCCACGACCUUUCUACUGUAUUAUAGUCAUGCUAUGAAAACAAAAAGCACUGAGAAAAACAAUAUACCACUUGGUUGUUCCGGACUACCUUAUGCUUGUCGUUGAAUUGAAACUGCGAUACCGAGUACAAACUGAGGGACAUCGUGC